AUGCAUAUAUCCUUCUUUAUCCGCCAAAAAUUUGUAUUUGACCUUUUGGGUCAUUUGAUCAUCUGGGUCUUGACCUUCUGGGGAGCUUGUAUCUUUGUAACUGAAUACGGAACUGUUGAUGCAAGUGGAGGUGGUGGAGUGGAUCAAGGCUCGACACAAGAGUGGUAUAACUUUUUGGAUAGUAAGAAAAUUUCUAACCUCAACUGGGCUAUCUCGAACAAGGCGGAAGGGGCUGCAGCACUCACACCUGGAACGACUUCUUCUCAAGUAGGCAAUGAUGACCGAUUGACUACCUCCGGUCGUAUAGUGAAGAAUUAUAUUAAAUCAAAGAAUACUGGUUUUUAA
This is a messenger RNA of Meloidogyne enterolobii, 345 nucleotides long. NCBI's taxonomy places the organism in Eukaryota, Metazoa, Nematoda, Chromadorea, Rhabditida, Meloidogynidae. The record is from the annotation of a GenBank genome assembly.